This is a messenger RNA of Lolium perenne, 2363 nucleotides long. RefSeq lists its product as uncharacterized. NCBI's taxonomy places the organism in Eukaryota, Viridiplantae, Streptophyta, Magnoliopsida, Poales, Poaceae. The record is from RefSeq and is a predicted model, not a curated record.
UCCAUCGCCUCGUGUCGCCUGUUUAAUCUCGCCGGAUCCUCGCCCUGCGCUUCCCGGCCCCUUCGUGCCUUUCCCUCCCUUGUUCGGCGCGCCAAAUCAUCUCGUGCGAUGCCUGCAAAGAAGACAGUUAUUGAUUGCACAAGAGGCUUGAGUAGGGAGGAGAGGACCAUAGCCAGAAGGAACAGACUCGAGUCACUGAUUUCGAGUGGGGGUGAUGGCAGAAGAAAAAGGAGGGUUGGUUGGUUGGACAAACGAAUAGAGAAGUCGAUAAAAUUGCGGAAGGAAUUCGUAGCGUUAAGGGCUAUCGAGGAUGCUGAGUAUGAACGAAUUUUCAAGUUGGAACAUCCUGAUCAAGUUCCUUCAAGCAUUCCUUUCCAAGAGAAAGAGUUUGGCAUUCCAGGAUCUCCUGGGGAUGAAGCACUUCAAGCAGUCGGGGUCACCAAGCACAUGACUGCACAACUGUCUAGCAUUGUUGUCUCCCUUGCUUUGUUUGAAGGGGAUAAGAUGUUAUUUGCAUGCUCAGGCGUAGCUGUACCAUCAGGGAUGGCAUGCAAACUAGACCUGACAAGAUUUGUGACUUCAAGACGUUUGGUUGAUGAAUUUAACAAAAACAGAAAUCUAGACGGUAAAUUGAGGAUUGACGUGUGUCUUCCAAACAAUAGACAUAGGGAUGGGUUCUUGGGAUUAUACGAUGAACGCAUUGCUAUUGUCACAUCUUGUAACUGCGAGGAUUACGUAUGUCCUGUAGAUCUUGACCUUCAGGCACCGCGGCCUUCUGAUGGCAAGAUAAUAGCAGCUGCUCGCGCCUCUGAAUCUGGCCGUUUGAUGGUCACGCCUGGGUAUCUGACUGUAGACGGUGAAGCAAGUUGGGCACAAAUCACAGAGGCUGCACUUGGAGGACCACUCAUCGAUCAUGAUGGGAAGUUUCUUGGGGUGAAUCUUCAUAUUGAUAAUGCUGAAAGUACCUCGUUCAUAUCCCCGGGAGUCCUUCGCAAACGCUUGGAUUAUUUUCAGAUUCUCAAUACUGAAACUAUCGACUUCCGUGGAUAUUCCUUGCCUCCAGGUGUAUUUAGCAUAGUACCUUCAGGUUUCUGGAGAAGAAUUAAGCAGCUACAGUCCAAUGGCUAUCCCAUGCCACCACCACUUGUGCUUGAAUUCAAUGGCGAAUUGCUCAAUACAUUUGAGGAGGAGUUUGGUGAAUUACGUGCAUGGAAAGAUUAUCCUUACAAGGUGACAAACCCUGAUUCUUGGGAGUAUGUUUGGGGGCUACUUCCAAGAGACGUUGUCACAAACAUAUCCCGAAGUGUUGUCAAACUUGCUUCAUUCAAUGGAAGUGUGAGGUCUUUUGCAUGCAUAGGCUUGAUUAUAAAGUGGCCUGGAACUAAAGGCAUGCGCCCUGUCGUUCUCACUUCGGCCAGUUUGGUUAGAGGUCCUGAUGUUCACUCUGAUAUUGAUAAAAACUUAACGAUUGACGUGUUUCUCCCACCGGGGCAACAUUCCAAGGGUACAUUAAUAUACUACCAUUUAGGCAUUAAUCUUGCUAUUGUCAGUCUUGGUAAGGGUAUCCAUGGCAUUCGUCCAGUUGAUCUUUGCCGCAAAGAGGAUUUAUUUGAACCAGUAGUAGCUAUAGGGCGUCAAAUUGAAGAAGGAUUCUUAAUGGCAACAAAGGGGGAAGUUCGUUGCGUGCUUAGGUCAGAUUAUGGAUUCUCCACUUGCAAAAUCAAUAAGGCUGGGAUUGGAGGGCCCCUUAUUAAUUUUGAUGGGGCUUUUGUUGGCAUGAAUCACUAUGAUGGAAAAGAAGUUUGUUUUCUUCGUAGGCAUAAGAUUGUCGAAAUUCUAAAGAAAGAGAUCAAUAGGCGAGUACAAAGUGGAUCCAUGGGCAUGCUUCAUGGCGUGGGACCUAAUGAGCAUACCCGGUGGCCAGUGCCCCAGCCAUACUGGCGCCAUGAUCUACUUGAUGUCGAUUUGUAUGAGCUACCUCCGCAUAUUGGAAGAACACUCAUGUAGACUUUCUGUUGUUGGCGCCUAUAUAGGGCGCGCCGCUGUAGAUGCUCUUACUUAACUUAAAAGUUGAUGUUGGCUACGGGUGCGGCAUGGCAUCAGGUUAUCAGCAUCGGUGAAGUUUCAAAGCUCUGGUGCGCCGGUGCCAUUUAGCACAACUUUUGAAUGGGGGUCACUCAAGUAGAGUUACUUUUUAUAAUUCUUGCUUGAUGAAAUGUUGAUGCCUUUUUUAUGUUGAGGUGUGUAUGUUGAGGUUUGUACGUGCCUAAUAACUAGAUAUUACUUUAAGGAUGUCAAAAACUAUAGCAAAAGAAGGACAUGAUUAGCUGUGAAAACUAUUAAUAAACUGAAUCCCCUAUUAA